Mycena citricolor is the source of this 5376-nucleotide messenger RNA. Lineage: Eukaryota; Fungi; Basidiomycota; Agaricomycetes; Agaricales; Mycenaceae. The record is from the annotation of a GenBank genome assembly.
CCAGAUCGGCGUGCGAUUGUUCAUGCACACGGUCCCUCGCAGCAUGAGUUCUUCCCCUUGGGGAGCUGUCCAGACGAGUCUCUACACCAGCCCCGUUCAGGAUCUCAUACAAUUGAUUCUUGGGGUGGGGUAUCGAAGUAAACAAUUUCGGCUAUAACUGCAGGCGAUCGUGAUUGGCCGAGAUGUAUAGCUGCUUCAGAUCACGCCGAGCUCUGUGCUGGUAUCUCUUCCACUUUGACCACACUGGGCUCGAUCUGCACUGUCUUGCGGUCCACCUCGUGGGACUCCACAUUGGGAUCGAUGUUCUCGCUGUCGCUGGGCGCUGCUGGUUUGAGAAUGGAUGUCCCGGGGGCCGAUGCCCGAGAGAGAUUAUCUGGGGCCCGCGCGAUAGGGUCUUCGACCUGCGACUCGGAGGCUUCCUGGCUGCGUGUGGUGACCAUACUUGGGGCUUUGGAGUCCCUGCACUGACAUCAUGCAUCGUCCCAAUACAUUUAUGAUGUGAUAUGAUGAGAUGGAUGGAUGUGCGAAAGGGCACCAAGAUGACGUGGUGGAAAGUAGCUAGCCACACGCCUGAGCGGUCUCGACAUCGGCCGGCAGCUUGCAGGUGCACGAUUGUUCUAAAAGGAAUCGGAUAACGAUCCUAGGUCUUGGGAAGGAAGCUUAACCGACAAUAUCAUUGAUCCAUGAUGGGCGCGGGCGUUCCUGACGAAAAGCGUCGCACGAGGGCGGUCUAAGCACAAGGGACAAAACUUUACAGAGUUUCAGAGUGACGGGUUCCGAUAAGAGCGAGUUAGAAUCUGAGCCGCUCGGGUUGCUUACAUCAGAUAGUAUAUGAGGCGAGCAUCAGCAGACAGGUCGGCGUUGUGGCUGUGCACUCCGCUUCGGCCGCGAGGAAGACCUGUGACGAAAUCUGGGUCCUAAACGUCGUCAGAGAGAGAUCCAGGUACUGGACAUCGUCAAGAUCCUGCGAAGGAUAUGAUACAUCCCCGCCUGUGUUCUGCCGUGUGUCGUAUACGAAAGAAUUGGGCUAAUCUUUGGCUCCGGUGGCCCGUGCGCAUCAGAAUCGUGAGAAGGGCUUUUCUCAUUUGCGACGUGUAGUAGUCUUGCGCUCGUUGUUGUUCUCUUCUCGCCGUUUUGUGCGAGUCUUUUUUGAACCCCACGCUCGUUUCCUCAUCCUUUUAUUGAGGCACUUCGUACCCUUCUUUAUUCGCCAUGGACGGAUCCCAAGCAGCCUUCGCGCAGCCUUACUCACCGUAUUCGUUUGAUCUCGAUAUGAUGAAACGCUCGAUGGACGGUGCAAGUGGCCCUGACUCGAAAAAGGCACGGUGGUCGCCGACGGGAACGUCUCCGGGUGCUGCUCGCGACAUGUACGGUGCCAACUACGGCUACAAUGGACAGGCCGCUGGUUCGUUCCAGCAGCCCAGCCCCGCGCAGAGCUUUUCCAACAGUCCCCUGUACUCGACGCCCACGCUUUCGAUCAACACCCAGAAUAUCAACGGUGGCGGACAUGGUCAGAUGAGCCCCAACACCCUCGCUUCUUUCCAGCAAGCCCAGCAGCAGGCGCAACAACAAGCACAACAACAGGCCCAGCAGCAGCAGCAAGCGGCGAGCCCCGUGGUCGGCUCUCCGUACACCCAGUUCACACCGUACAACAUGCUCGCGAUGGGGUCGUUCCCUUACCCUCAGCAGAACGGACAGGCCGGAUUUUCACCUCAACGCCUGCCGUCGCUGACCAUCCCGAACUCCCCGGCCGGCUUAUACAACCCAUCGGCUCUCUCCGGUCUCCUUUCCUCUGGGGGUAACGCUCCCGCUGCCGGCCGCACGGUCUACAUCGGCAACCUCCCGCCGUCGGCAUCGGUCGACGAGCUGCUCAACCUCGUCCAUUUCGGCCCACUCGAAUCCAUCCGCGUUUUGCCGGAGAAGUCAUGCGUCUUCCUGUCCUUCCUAGAUGCAUCGACUGCCGCGGCCUUCUUUGCCGAUGCGACGCUGCGCAAACUCACGCUUCACUCGCAGGAGCUCAAGGUCGGCUGGGGAAAGCCUAGCCCCGUCCCGGCUCAGGUCCUCCAGGCCAUCGCACAAAGCGGUGCCAGCCGGAACGUGUACCUCGGUGGUUUGGAUGAGAAUAUGACCGAAGAGCAGCUCCGAGAUGAUCUCAGCCGAUUCGGUUUGAUCGACCAAGUUAAGAUCGUUCGCGACAAGAACAUCGGAUUUGUACACUUCUUGAGCAUCAGCGUCGCUACCAAGGUUGUCAAUACGCUCCCGACCGACCCGUCCUGGGCCGGCAAGCGGGUCAACUAUGGCAAAGAUCGCUGCGCCUAUGUGCCCAAGUCUCAGCAAGCGGCCGCACACCAGGCCCAAGCGGCGGCUGCGCAGUCCCUGCUGCAAUCUGCCGGUGCCUUUGGCUCACCGAUGGCUACCCACAACCCACCGUUCCCCGCAAGCGGAUCUAUGGGCCCGUUUUCGCCGCUUGUGACGAACGGGAUGAACAGUCUCGCCUAUGGUGGACCCGCAAGCGCCCACCCCUCCAGCAACCCAGGCGCCAACCCCUUUACCGGCGCGGCUGCUACUGCCGACCGUGGGCCAGCGAGUGCGCACCCCGGGAGCACGGGUGCUUCGAAUCCGAUUUUGGGAUCGAACAACUCGCCUACUGGGUCACCUGCGAUCCCAUCGGCGACCGCCCCCGCUAACGGCAACGGUAACCCGUUCUCGCCGUAUUCGGCGACGCCUUUCAGCCAGGAUGCGCUUAGCGCCAUGAUGGGAAUGGGCAUGUUCGGUGGGAUGGGGAUGAUGAGCCCGAUGAGCCCCGGAGGACUGGGUGUUCUCGGUGGGCUUCCUGGCAUGAACAUGGCUGGUGGCAACCGAACGGUCUAUCUUGGUAACAUCCAUCCGGAGACGACCACGGACGAUUUGUGCAAUGCCAUUCGGGGCGGUGUGCUCCAGAGCGUUCGGUACAUGCAAGACAAACACAUUGCGUUCAUCACAUUCAUCGAUCCGGCGGCGGCGUUCACUUUCUUCCAAGUGUCUUCUUACCAAGGCCUGACGCUCAACAACCGCCGUCUCAAGAUUGGCUGGGGAAAGAACCCGGGACCUCUUCCUCCGACGCUUGCUCUUGCGGUCCACGCUGGUGCGACCCGAAACGUCUACAUUGGAAACGUGGAGGACUUCGAGGUGUUCAAUGAAGAGCGGCUGAAGACGGACUUUGGCGAGUAUGGUGACAUCGAGUUGGUCAACUUUUUGAAGGAGAAGAAUUGUGCGUUCGUGAACUUCACGAACAUUUCGAACGCAAUCAAGGCUAUCGAGGCGAUCAAGAACCGGCCCGAGUACGCGAACCUGCGCAUUGCCCAUGGAAAGGACCGGUGUGCGAACCCACCCCGGUCUGGGCCGCAGGGCGGAGGUCGUCGGCAGGCCAGUGGUGCGGGUGGACCGAUGACGGCGGAGCCUGCUAGCGCUGUCGAGCAUGACGGGGAACUGGACUUUGAUGUGGAGGCUGCCCAGGCCGAGGCCGAGGCUGCAGAGGGUGGCGUCGUGGUCAAGACUGAGCCUGAGGCGAACGCUUAGGGUGAUGUCGUUGAGCUGAUGAUACCCAUGGACUCGUCUCACCUCACCUUACUCACCUCAAAACCCGGCAUGCGGCAGAUGGGACAAAACGGAUUCGGGCUUGCCUCUUGUGACUUUUCACGCUUUUUGUGCAAGCCUGGCGCACGCUUUCGUCUUCGGCAUCCUUUCUUCCCAACUCUCCAUCCUUCUCUGCUGCAUGUCUGGGCCUUCUCGUUCUUCACUUUUGUACCUUCAAUAUCUUCUUUUUCUUUUCCUUCCUUCUCAAAGUGACCACCGCCUCACUGAAUUAUGCCUCUCGUAAUGCCACCGUCGAGCUACUACCAUCGUGUUGUCAUCUCUCCAUCUCGGCUCCUCAAUCUCACUCUGUGCUAUCAAGUAUAAAUUGUGCGGCUUGUAUUUUGACAGUAAAUAUGAAAUAAUAAAUACAUCCUGCAUACAUCCUGGUAGAGGGUGCGCAGAGCCACUGGAAGACCAAUGAGGCGACUUGACACGCGUUGAUCACGUGCAAGUCUUCCGCUUUCCCUGAGAUCAUCUCGCUGAAUGUGCAACGUUACAGUCGCGAAGCUGCGUCUAGCUAUUGAAACUUUCGACAAGAAACACAAAACCAGUGAUGAAUCUCCGCGAAUGUCUGUUCGUUGCCUUUUGUCUGCGAUCUUGCCGAGGACGAAUGCGGAACUGCCUACUUUGUCCUCGAUCAAGGUCUUCAAGAACCAUUGAUUUCUGAAACAGUAUAUGCACAAUGUUGUAUUGCCGAUCAUUGGUCUCUCUAUUCGAGUAGGGACUCCUGGGUCGGGUCCAUGAGAGGCUUGCGACAGUCUCCCGAGGCCGCUUCCUCGCCUCUUGACGCGUGCCUGCUUGACAAUAACCCGGGAUGCGUGAUUUCCCAUGAAUAGUCGGAACCACUCUCUGCAAUCGUAUCUCUGCAGAUGGAUUGACUCGAUCCAGGAGGACGCUGAAACCGAUGUCGAUUUCUAACUGCGCCCAUUAUCAUGACAAAGGGUCGACAGGUUGUCCUGGAUAGGAACAGAAUCGGUGAGAAUCUCUCCUGGUGUGGUCCUGGUGCAUGUGUGGAUGUCGCCGCCAAGUAGGACGAGAGACCCAGCGAUGAUUUCGAUGCAUAAUGUCAGUCCGGUGUGGACCACGAGAGGACCUCGGACUGCAUUUGGUGCCGAACCUUCGCGUUUCGAUACACCCGACCAGCCCAGAUGCACUGCACAACGGCUGCGGGGCUCAUCAGCGCCGCUUUAAGUGCUGGGUCGAGACGAGCGUUGUAGAAGGCGACGAGUAACGUCGUGUUGGCGAGUAGCGACAUCCUUGACGGGUCAGCAUAUAUGCCCGAGGAAGAUCGAGGGGCCGCUCACAGGUAAUACCACCAUCCGUCGCGCAUAAUAUUGCGAGAGAACGUAUAGAGCGUCGGCCCCGUGCCCGACACGAUGAUGCGCACGCGCUCCCAGCCUCGCGGCGCGCUUGCAGUCUUCGUGUUCUCGGAAAGCCGGAAGGAGAUGGCGAUGAAUACGGCGGUGUCGUAAGCGAGCUGGAUCACCCAUGUCGAGCCGACGAAGGGGGCGAUCCGGGACACGACACACGCGGGAUCCCCGGAUGCCAGGGUGCUUGGGGCCCCGUGGAUCCCAAACGCGGCGGUGAUGGAUGCGGCCACGACAACGAGCAACGGCGCAAAGAAGAGAAAUGUGAUGAGGCGGCUCAGGGCGUAGACGGCGCGUACUCGGAGGAGGAAGUUGGUCGAUCGGGCCCAUGUCGCGAGGGCGUAGAUGAUUUGCAGAAUCAAAAGAGUGCGGGAACAGUCGCCAAACGAGCGAG